GAGAAGCUGUUAUCCAGCCACGGUGCUGUUCGCGUGAAAAGUGCGGAGAACCGAUGGAGAGAGCGGGAACGAUACACACCGGCUACGUUUCGUAUUAAUUAGCGGUAAUAUCGCCGGUUGGAGAACGUUUCAGCUUAAAACGUCGCGUAAUGGCUCCUCUUAAUCCGAUGACCGCAGUAUCCAUUACCAAGUAAACUAUUUUAGCGAAUGUAUGUACAUGUUACGUUUCGGUUUACGGGUUCGGAUGCUAUUUGUCGCGCAGUUGGAGUUAAUUACUAAUUUGAUACGCGCGGAAUUUGAUCGACACCGUCAUUAAUUGGGCUUUCUCAACAUGGACGGCUACGUUGGGAAUCCAGUUCAACCAGUUAUUAGAAAUCACGCGGACAAAUGUGCAACGGACGAACAGGCGAGGAAGAAGGACGAGCCAGGUUGUCUGGCGCGCCAUGGACGGUGGUGGAAUGCGCGAAAGGGGGAACGAAGGAGGAUGAAGGGUAGUACAGCUAAUACAUUAUUGCAUUACGCACAACUAGGGUUUGGACACUUCGAUUUUGUUCAAAUUUUGUGCAAUAAUGGAGCACGUAUGAGGAAACAAUCCUACAAAGCCUUAAAGAAAGGAGGGACUUGUUCGGACAUUCAACGAUAACCUCCAAUGGCGUGUAAGUCUGCUGUAGAACCUAAUUAAUUUUAAAUUAAUUACAACACUGUAUUAUUCCAAAAAUGGAAGAUCAACGAUGACCUCUAAUGGUGUCCAUAAAGGUAUAAGUCUGCUGUAGAACAUAAUUAAUUUUAAAUUAAUUACAACACUGUAUUAUUCCAAAAAUGGAAGAUCAACGAUGACCUCCAAUGGCGUCCACAAAGGUCUGCUGUAGAACCUAAUUAAUUUUAAAUUAAUUACAACACUAUAUUAUUCGAAAAAUAGAAGAUCAACGAUGACCUCCAAUGGCGUCC
Messenger RNA from Megachile rotundata (alfalfa leafcutting bee), 948 nucleotides. RefSeq lists its product as uncharacterized. NCBI's taxonomy places the organism in Eukaryota, Metazoa, Arthropoda, Insecta, Hymenoptera, Megachilidae. The record is from RefSeq and is a predicted model, not a curated record.